AUGCACGCCCACUGCGUGCUGUUGCUCCUCCUGCACGCCUGGGGGGCUCUGCUCCAGGCGGGCGCCGAGACGGGGGCCACUCUGCCGUUGCGUACGCUGGGGCAGCCCUCGUCGCCGUCCCCUCUGGCGUAUAUGCUGAGGCUUUACCGCGACCCGCUGCUCCGGGCCGACAUCAUCCGCAGCCUGCAGGCGCAAGAUGUGGAGGUGGAGGGGCAGAAAUGGACCUUUGCUUUUGACUUCUCCUUCCUGAGCCAAGAAGAGGAUCUGGAGUGGGCUGAGCUUCGGCUGCAGCUGUCCAGCCCUGUGAACCUUCCCUCCGAGGCCCCGCUCUCCAUUGAGAUUUUCCACCAGCCAAAGCUGGAUAUGGAACAGGACCCAACCAGCUGCCAGGAGCGUCUUCGGAUGGACCUAUUCGCUGUCACUCCAUCCCACGUCACCUUCUCCUCGGGCAGCAUGGUCCUGGAGGUGACCAGGCCACUCUCCAAGUGGCUGAAGCACCCCAGGGAGCUGCAGGAGCAGAUGGCCAGGCAGGCUGGGGAGUGUUGGCAGCGGUCACCGAGACCCCCCAUCACCGACGUUCUGCUCAUGCUCUACUCCAACCUCUCCCAGGAGCAGAGGCGGCUCGGUGGCUCCACGUUGCUGUGGGAGGCUGAGAGCUCCUGGCGGGCGCAGGAGGGACAGCUGUCCCAGGAGAGAAGCAGGCGGCACCGUCGACACCGCUUGCCAGAUGGAAGCCAACUGUGUAGAAAGGUCAAGUUCCAGGUGGACUUCAACCAGAUCGGAUGGGGCUCCUGGAUCAUCUACCCCAAGCAGUACAAUGCCUAUCGCUGCGAGGGCGAGUGUCCCAACCCUGUCGGGGAGGAGUUUCAUCCGACCAACCAUGCAUACAUCCAGAGUCUGCUGAAACAUUACCAGCCCCAUCGAGUCCCUUCUACCUGCUGUGCCCCCGUGAAGACCAAGCCAUUGAGUAUGCUCUAUGUGGAAAAUGGCAGAGUCCUUCUAGACCAUCAUAAAGACAUGAUAGUGGAAGAAUGUGGGUGCCUUUGAAGAGAUCCUGAAGGGAUGCUGGAUUCACCUGUACCCUGGAAGGUUGGGAAACUCCUAGAUGACACGAUUACCAUCUAAUCCAAUGAGGAGAAACAAAGAGGGCAAAAAUUUUGCUCUGUUCACUAGAACUGAAGAGGAAGGGCUGCCCACUUUGUAAAUGGAGGGAUUCGUGAAGCAAAUCCCACAAGAAUUUCCUCAUAAGUCUCUCUUCAGUGGAGUCUGGCUACAGACAGAGGCUGCUGUCAGGAAGAGAAGAGGAAGCUAGUGAGGGGGUUGCUGGGUUUUCUCUUUACUGAAGACAGUGGCGAGUGAAAGCACUAGUACAAGAGCUCUUUACUUUUUUUUUUUUUGGUCUCCCUGAAGUUGUGUGUAAAAGGUGAGGCACAUAUAAUUUUUUUUUUGAGGUAUGGGGACAAGGUCUACAGCUUUUAUGUACUCCCAAGUUGACACCCCCUUCCCCCCCCACAAAAAAAAAAAGAUUAUCGCUCUUAAGUAUCGAGUCUGUCUGCUCUCGCUGACCCAGGCUGGGUUGGGGGAGCCUCCAUGUCUUUCUGGCUGUCCAGUGGCAGCCUGUUUGCCUUGUCCAGAGGCUCCCUCAAGUGGGUCUCUGCUCAUGAGUUGCACAAACAAUAAAGCCAUUGUAGAGUUCUCCUAAGCCAGCUGGUGCCUUUGAAAGGAGAAGCAGGAACUCAUCCAAGAGAACUGGUCGUGUUGGACAAUAGAAACUGAAGCCUUUCAGGCGUUCCCUAGUCAGUUGGCUUGGGCAGACCCAACCUGAGUCUUUAUUAAAGUCAGAGAUUAUUUUCCCCCAGUCUCUCAGUGUGUGCUGUUAAUGAGGCCCCAAGCUUUCUGUCCAGCAGGGGUGAAGGCCCUGCCCUGGAUGUCAGGAAAGACUUGGGUGAUGGUUGCAGCUCAGCCACUGAGAAACUAUGA
Messenger RNA from Loxodonta africana (African savanna elephant), 1980 nucleotides. RefSeq names its product nodal growth differentiation factor (gene NODAL). Gene Ontology annotation, cellular component: extracellular region. Gene Ontology annotation, molecular function: growth factor activity; cytokine activity. The coding region runs from base 1 to 1047 and encodes 348 amino acids. The record is from RefSeq and is a predicted model, not a curated record. Lineage: Eukaryota; Metazoa; Chordata; Mammalia; Proboscidea; Elephantidae. The transcript is spliced from 3 exons.